AGCGUUACUGAACUAGCUGAGGUUAGGCUACUCCUCAAGGACUGGACGCACCUGUUUGAACGGUAAACAGUCAUGUGUCGCCGAUAGUUAUCAUGUCAAAUCAGCACCAGCCGACUUUCCCGAUCCAACAGCAGCCUGAUCUCAACUCUGCUCCUUUCCCUCAGUGUUUUGUGAGACAGUUUGCCGUUCCUCUUCAAAUCAAAAGCAAUGUUAUUACAGAUGUUUAUACGUUAACGAGUCAGGUGCUGGGGAUGGGGAUAAAUGGCAGAGUGAUGGAAAUAUUCCACAAAGAGAGUGGGGAGAAGUAUGCACUAAAGAUGCUGCAGGAUUGUCCAGAAGCCAGACGAGAGGUGGAGCUCCAUUGGAGGGUGUCACCUUGCCCCCACAUUGUACCCAUCAUAGAUGUUUAUGAGAACCUCUACCAUGGCAAGAAGUGUCUCCUUAUCAUUAUGGAAUGCAUGGAUGGAGGUGAAUUAUUCAGACAUAUCCAAGACAAAGGGAAUCAUGCAUUCACAGAAAGAGAGGCCUCUGACAUUAUGAAAAGUAUAGGAGAAGCCAUUCUCUUCUUGCAUUCCAUCAACAUUGCUCACAGAGACAUCAAGCCAGAGAACCUGCUUUACACCUCCAAAAGACCAGAUGCUCUGCUCAAGCUGACUGAUUUUGGGUUCGCCAAGGAAAUCACCACGAUAAACUCAUUAGCAACACCAUGUUUUACCCCAUAUUAUGUCGCUCCAGAAGUUCUUGGUGCAGAGAAGUAUGACCGAUCCUGUGACAUGUGGUCUCUGGGAGUCAUUAUGUAUAUCCUACUUUGUGGAUACCCUCCUUUUUUCUCACGUCAUGGUUUCGCAAUAUCUCCUGGAAUGAAAAGAAGGAUCCGUAAAGGACACUAUGAGUUCCCAAACCCUGAGUGGUCUGAUGUGUCCGAGGAAGCCAAACAGUUGAUCCGCCAGUUAUUGAAAACUGAGCCCACCCAAAGAAUGAGCAUCACUGAGUUCAAAAACCAUCCCUGGAUUAAUCAGUCAGUGGAGAUCCCUCAAACACCUCUUCACACAAGCCGUGUGCUGCAUGAGGAACAAGAUGUCUGGGAGAAGGUUAAGGAGGAAAUGACAAAUGCCUUGCAAACGAUGAGAGUGGACUAUGAUCAAACGAAAAUCAAAACUAUUGAGGACUCAACAAAUCCUCUACUCCUGAGGAGAAGAAAGAAAACUAAAAACGUAGCCACACAACCUCCAGGCUAGUCAAGUAAAGACUCUUUAAGAGGUGAUCAGACCAUACACACACACACACACACACACACACACACACACACACACACACACACACACACACACACACACACACACACACACACACACAUAAAUACACACAAACACACACACUAGAUAAAAUGCAGAGCCUUGUCAAGUGGCUCCUAAAUACAAUUUUAUAAUACGUUUUUACCCUGUUUUAUUUUUUACAGUUAACCUUAGACAUGCUUUUUGUAUUUUAAAAUGUACUUGGAGGACUUAUUAGAACUAUUUCUAUGCCUGGAAAGGGUUCUGUAUGUGCACCAAGGCGUAUUCCUGGAUCUGCUGUAUGCUUUCUAUUUAAGGAAAAGACACGUGUUAUUAAAUAGCUUCCCUGUGAGAUCAUGCUAGAACUUUGUCUGUUUCAGCUUAUAGAUGGUUAUUGUUUUCUCUCUGUAUGCCAUCUUUUUUCUGAUGUGUUUUUCAGUCUAAAAUUAUUGUAAUAGCCAUGUUGCCCUCUGGGUAUUGUAAAAAAAAUAAAAGCUGACUGCACAAUUCAUAUUGAGUAUGAACGACCCUUGCCAGAAACCACAAUAUUUGUAUUUCAUGCUAAUGUGAUGUCACAGGGGAUUCUCCAUCCCACAAAAUAGUAGUUUCUUGACACAUUGUGGUAGUUCCGUUUCUAUUCUAACUUACCAUGUUGAGCAAUACUCAUGCUUGCGAUGCCUGUAAAACGGGCGAUGAUUGCAUUUGAUUGGAGAAACAGUGCUUCUGCAUGCUUUAGUGGCUUUGAUCUUCUCUACAGCAGUAUAGUAUCAUUAGUGCUUUUUUUUUUUUUUAGAAUCGUUGUGUUGAGAGUGGAAAGAUGGAUUGCAGUAAACUUUUAGAUCCAGGAAGUACUUAAAGACAUGCAGUGGAAAAUGUUGCACAUUACUAUUGUGCUGUCUGCCUUAUGUUCUGGAUUAAACAUCUUGAUGUUGUCUCUA
This is a messenger RNA of Labrus mixtus (cuckoo wrasse), 2212 nucleotides long. RefSeq names its product MAP kinase-activated protein kinase 2-like. The transcript is spliced from 10 exons. The record is from RefSeq and is a predicted model, not a curated record. The coding region runs from base 93 to 1238 and encodes 381 amino acids. Gene Ontology annotation, cellular component: cytoplasm; nucleus. Gene Ontology annotation, molecular function: ATP binding; calcium-dependent protein serine/threonine kinase activity; mitogen-activated protein kinase binding. Lineage: Eukaryota; Metazoa; Chordata; Actinopteri; Labriformes; Labridae. Gene Ontology annotation, biological process: vascular endothelial growth factor receptor signaling pathway; inflammatory response; cellular response to vascular endothelial growth factor stimulus.